CAAUCCCACAAUUCUCCCCCCCCCCCCAGUUUCCCACCCACCUCGAAUCCACCAUGAACUCGCUCCAAUCCUUCCUCGCCGUCGCGCCCGUCGUCAACCCGGCGGCGGCCGGCCCAGCCGGCGCGAGGCUUCUUCCGUCCCGGCGGGCGCGCGUCUCCGCCUGCCUCGCGACCCCGGCGCCGCCGCCGACAGCCGCGCCGGCGGGGCGGCGGGAGCUGUCCGCGGCGAGCCGGGCCGUCGUGGAGGACGAGGCCAAGUACAUCGUCGGCACCUACAAGCGCGCGCAGGUCGUCUUCGUGUCCGGGCGCGGCUGCAAGCUCUACGACAUCGACAACCGCGAGUACCUCGACAUGGCCGCCGGCAUCGCCGUCAACGCCCUCGGCCACUGCGACCCCGACCUGGUCGAAGCUGCCACGGACCAGUCCAAGCGCCUCGGCCACGCUAGCAACGUCGGCUACACCGUUCCCCAAGUGCACCUCGCCAAGCGGCUCGUGGAGGCCUCCUUCGCGGACCGCGUCUUCUUCGCCAACUCCGGCACUGAAGCCAACGAGGCAGCCAUUAAGUUCUCCAGGAAGUACCAGCAGGUCGCGAACCCGGAUGGCGACGCGUCCACGGGAUUCGUGUCCUUCUCCAACUGCUUCCACGGCCGGACCAUGGGCGCCCUCGCGCUGACCAGCAAGGUGCAGUACCGCGAGCCAUUUGAACCGGUCAUGCCUGGCUCGACAUUCGUGGAGUAUGGCAAUUUGGAGGAGGCCAAGAAGGUGAUAAAGUCGGGGAAGAUUGCUGCUGUGUUUGUUGAGCCCGUGCAAGGUGAAGGCGGGAUUCACAGUGCCACCAAGGAGUUCUUGCAGGGGCUGCGUGAUGCCUGUGAUGAGGCUGGGGCUCUACUUGUCUUUGACGAGGUGCAAUGUGGUCUGGGGCGCACAGGGUACCUAUGGGCCUAUGAGAUUUAUGGAGUAAAACCUGACAUGAUGACCUUGGCAAAGCCAUUGGCCAACGGCCUUCCUAUUGGCGUAGUAUUGGUCAAUGAAAAGAUUGCUGCAGCCAUAAACUAUGGAGACCAUGGCACCACAUUCGGCGGAAACCCUUUCGUGUGCAGCGCUGCAUUAGCUGUAUUGGACAAGAUCCAGAAACCCGGUUUCCUGGCAGAGGUGACCAAGAAAGGAGAGAACUUCAGGCAGCUGCUCAAGACCAAGCUGAGCGGAAAUCCUCAUGUCAAAGAGAUCCGGGGGAUCGGUCUCAUUGUUGGCAUUGAGCUCGACGUCCCGGCUGGUCCUUUAGUCGAUGCGUGCUUGGCCGCUGGUGUCUUUUUGCUGACGGCUGGGAAAGGCAAUGUCGUUAGGCUUGUGCCGCCGCUUAUCAUCUCGGAAAAGGAGCUGGAGCAAGCUGCAGAGGUGAUAAGGGACUGCCUACCUGCUCUUGAUUCUUGAAGCCCCUACCUCUUAGCCUAAGGGACAGAUAUAACGAGUUCUAGAUGUCGAAGUUUCUUUCAAAAUUUGGAAGAAAAUGUCAUGUUUGGCUGUUGUGAUGUCUAAGUUUCUUUCAGAAUUUGGAAGGGAGUAAUAAUGUCAUGUUUGACUA
Messenger RNA from Lolium perenne, 1581 nucleotides. Its product is annotated as acetylornithine aminotransferase, chloroplastic/mitochondrial. Gene Ontology annotation, molecular function: pyridoxal phosphate binding; transaminase activity; identical protein binding. Gene Ontology annotation, cellular component: chloroplast stroma. NCBI's taxonomy places the organism in Eukaryota, Viridiplantae, Streptophyta, Magnoliopsida, Poales, Poaceae. Gene Ontology annotation, biological process: arginine metabolic process. The record is from RefSeq and is a predicted model, not a curated record.